GCCCGUUGCCAGGGGAACAGUUGGCUGGGAGACGGGGGUGGGGGGCACCUGGGAACAGAGCAGUCACUGAGCCCAAUCUGGAGCUCUGGGCUCUCACCUGGUAUCAGGUAUCCCACCGCCUCCCCCAGCACACCCGCAGGGAUUAGGAUUAGCUGAUGCUGGGAUUAGACCCAGGAGCAGGCCAGGAGUGGAUAAGCCAGCCCAGGUUGCUAGCCCGCCAGCAGCGCCAUGAGGCAGGACCCACACCCUGGCGGCAGAACAGCGCCCCCCACAGCUGCAACAACACCCAACCCCUUCCUGCAGUCUAGCCUGGACCUCGGAGUGAAACCGCAGGCAAACGGAGCCCUAAGGCGUCUCUACCUCCCAUCGCUGAUCCGGGGUGUAGGGGGAUUUCACCCUGGAGCUGGGCUGGGACCAGCUGGAGCCAAGGCAGGACCACACACCGGCUAUGGACCCCAAGGACUGCAGCCGGGACCAGGAGCUCCGAACGGCUUUGGAGUGGCAACAGGUGUACGGGUGAAGCCAGGAAAAGCAGGCUAUGGGGUCCCCGCUGGUUAUGGUGCAGGAUUAGGUGGUUAUCCCCAGGGUGCAAAACAAAAGCCAGGGUACUUCCAUGCUGCGCUGCCCCUGGGAGGUUUUGGGGCAGGACCCAGAGCCGGCAGCUACCCCACAGCUCAACAAGGAUAUGCCGGAGUAGGUGGUGGGUACAUAGUCAAUGGAGCACAGCCUGGAUACGGGAAUGGCUAUGGUGGAGGAGGGAACAGUCACCCUGGGGCCGGACUCCAGUCAGGAUACGGCAACGGUGCCCAGGCCGCAUACCUAGGGCGUUUCGCUGGCCCUGACAGAGAUCUCUCAGCUGCUAAAUUUGGCCUGGGCCAGCUCCCAUACAAUGGGCAGCCCCAACAGGCCAUGCCCACUGGUCUGAGGGGAGAUUAUGGCGGUGGGAAAUACGGUGGCGCAGGGCAGCUGAUGUAUGGGGCACAACCGGCUGGGCUCAGUGCCCUGGAUGGCAACGGGAACGGACGGGGCUAUGCGAACGGAGGGGACCUGCAGGCUAACGGACUGGCUGCUGGGGGAUACGGGCCACUCACAGUAGGGCAAGCUCCCGGGGGCUAUGGACUAACCCCAGCAGCAUACGGAGGCAAGGAGGCCAAGUAUGGCCUGAACAGCUUUCUGGGGAAUGGAUACAGAGGUCGCUGCCUUCCCGGGAAGUGCUGAAUGCCAGACCUUCACCUGAGGAACUCCAGGCCACAGGAUGGCAUGAGCCUGCCGCUUCUGGUGCUAAAAAAAACAAAGAAUUUCUCCUGAUCUAAAUUAUCAUCUUUCUCUUUUUUUCCCCCACUUUAUUUUUAAUGGCUAGAGAUCUGUCUUUUUAAAGGAAAAACAAAUGAUGACUGUCAAUUUAACUUGGUUUUUCAAAAGUGAGGCUGUGACGUAUCUGGUCACCCUAGUCAGGGGUCACCAGAAAGCAAGUGUGAAAAAUCAGGACAGGGAUGGGGGUAAUUGGCACCUGUAUAAGAAAAAGCCCCAAUUAUCGGGACUGUCCCUAUAAAAACGAGACAUCUGGUCACCCUACCCCUGACUUCCCUGCCUCUUUGGUCUUGGCCAGUGAGGUGAGAGGGAUUUUAAGGGUAGGUCAGUACAGGAAUAUGGGAUGCACAGAGGGGGGUGACUGAAUUGUUAACUCCCCUUCACUGGAUAGGCAGCGAAUUCUCAUUUGUAUCCGGAGAGUGGGGUGUGGGAGUGUUUGUAAUAAAGGUCCCCCACAAAGCUGAAGUCUCCAGAUCUUUGUAUGCUGUAUCCUGGGGGCAGUUCACACCUCUCCC
This is a messenger RNA of Caretta caretta (loggerhead turtle), 1826 nucleotides long. It is a transcript of the gene GREP1, whose product is annotated as glycine rich extracellular protein 1. NCBI's taxonomy places the organism in Eukaryota, Metazoa, Chordata, Testudines, Cheloniidae. The record is from RefSeq and is a predicted model, not a curated record.